Messenger RNA from Pyricularia pennisetigena, 1419 nucleotides. RefSeq lists its product as uncharacterized. The record is from RefSeq and is a predicted model, not a curated record. Lineage: Eukaryota; Fungi; Ascomycota; Sordariomycetes; Magnaporthales; Pyriculariaceae. The coding region runs from base 1 to 1419 and encodes 472 amino acids. The transcript is spliced from 4 exons.
AUGCGGUUCCAUCUUGCUUCGGCAAGCAGCAGUCUUAUUGAGGCGGCCCAGACGCUCCCAAAGUGCGCUGUAGCUCUGCAGGAGUCUUCGUGUUCCCCGACCGACAAGCAGUGCCUCUGUAAAGACCGGAAGAUGCUGUCCAGCGUUGGGUCGUGCAUGUUGACAGCAUGCAAGCCGAUGGAUAGUCUGAAAACCCAGAGAACCUUUCACGAGCUUUGCGAACUGCCCCCGCGCGACAGGCGGAAGCAGUUCAAAGCCACCUCUUGGGCCCUGCUGGGCAUCUGCAUCGCCGCCGUGCUCGUCAGGCUGAUGCACAAGUUCGCACAUGGGAUCUCGGGCUGGCGCAUCGGCCCCGACGGUCAGCCGGUGGGUGCUGCGCCGCCCGGGCUGGACGACCUCACGUUCGCGCUCUCCGUGGCCACGUCCAUCGCCUUCUGGGUCAUCUGCAUCUACGGCAUCGGCCCGGCUUCCGGCAACCCGAUCGGCACCGACCUCUGGACCCUGUCGCACGACGAGGUCACCGACUUCAUCGUCAUGAUGCUCAUCCUCGAGGUCCUCUACAUCACAAACAUCUUCCUGCUCAAGACGUCGUUUUUCCUCUUUUACCUGCGCAUAUUUUGCCGGCGGGGCGCAGGCGGCGGCACAGUCCUGGGCGUGGACUUUGGCCGCGUCGUGCUGGCCACCAUGUUUGUCAACGGGGUCGUCUGGAUCGUCACCUCCAUGCUGGUCAUCUUUCGCUGCUCGCCGAUCCAGUACCAGUGGAUCGGCUGGGACAGGAUGCAGCAGGGCCACUGCAUCAUGGACACCCACGCGCUGGUGUGGGCGCAUGCCAUCGUCGGGUUGCUGAUAGACUUGUGGAUGAUCUACCUGCCUAUAUCGCAGAUUUGGGGCAUUCAAAUGAACCUCGGGAAGAAGCUCGCCGUCUCCAGCAUGUUUGGCGUCGGUGCCUUUGCCACUGUGGUCAGCAUCCUACGGCUGCGCCUGGUCUUUAGGGCCUCAAGCGACAAGCGGAACUCGACCUGGGAUGAUUUUGACCUCGUGCUCUGGUCGUCCCUCGAACUCGGCGCCGGCACCUUUUGUGCCUGCAUGCCCAGCCUCCGACACGUCUUCAUGGCCUUCGUCCGACGCGGCGUGGACAGCCUGGCCAGCAAGACGUCGCGUUCACGCCAGAGUUCUGACCCGCGGACACGCUCAUCUGCGACGGGGUCGAGAGGACGGGCCGAUACCACGGGAUCAGUCAAGACGUGCUCGGCGACGACGACGGGGUCGGGUGUCCCGUCGGAUCUCGAGGAGGGCAUCGUCGACGACCAUGGCAGACAGGAUUCUGAGGGCCGGGGCUGGCAGGGCUGCCCUCCCAUGUCUCAGCCAGAGACUUGUGAUGCUGUUUUCCAAAGUACGCCAGAGCCUCGUCCGAGUUGA